UAAUCAUGCUGCACGUGGAGCACACUUGCGAAAUUCCAAAGGAGGAGGACGUAUUGUUUCUUCCAGGUCGAGGACCGUUGCAAAGAUUUUACGAUCAUCUUCGGUUGUCAAUCAUGGCUUCCCAUAAUAAUCCAGCUGCCCGAAAAUAUUUGGGAAGCACAGCUUUCAUAAUUUCUGAGAAACGCCGACAACUGACAAGCUACAUGCACGUUAUCCACCCUUUCAGCAUGUUCAGUUACUAUUGGGACUUCUUGAUGAUCAGCGUAAUGACCAUCAUGAUGAUUCUGGUGCCGUACCAGGCCGCGUUUGAACUGGUCAAAUACCACGACUCCUGGAUCAUCUCGAAGAACUGCCUCCUGGUGAUCUGCUGCUUGGACAUGCUAGUUAAAUUUAAAACAGGAUACAUGGACGAGGAGACGCACACGGUGAUCUUGGAGCAGAAGAAGAUCGCGAAACGAUACAUAAAAUCGGGCACGUUCUUUCCGGAUUUAUUCGGCUCCUGCCUCACCGAUCUGUUCUUCCUGCACGCGUUCCGCGAAUUGUUGGUGGCCCGCAAAGUGGCCUCCCUGGUCUUCGUUUUCCGCGUAGUCUCCCUAAGCGUGUACAUCAACAAAGUUGUCCACGCAUUGGAUAUACCGUUGGCACUCUACGAGUUCUGCAUCGUGAUCUACUGGCUGCUGAUCAGCCUCCACUGGCAGGCUUGCUGGUUCUGGUUGAUCCCUCACGCGGUGAUCUCGAUGGGAGAGCCCAUGCGGCCGAGGGACAGCUCUUGGGUGAUAGAGCAAGAACUCUUUGGCCAACCGAAACACCAACAGUACUUCGGCUCGAUUCUGCGUGCCGUGACCACCUUCACCAAGUCCGGACUGCUUCAGUCGAACAUCGCUGAUAUGGCGGACCUGUAUCUGAUCAUCGCGCUGCAGAUCAUCGGCAUCCUGGCGCCGUGGAUCUUGGUCAGUCGCGUGAUGCAGUUCUUCAAAGGCACGAACAGUUCCCGCCUCAAGUACCAGGCUACCAUGGCCCAGCUGAGACAAUACAUGCGGCACAUGCACCUGCCGUAUCACACGCAGACCAGGAUCAUCCAAUACUACGAGUUCCAUUUUCAGCGCAGGUUCUUCCGCGAGUCCGAGAUCAUGCACACGCUGUCUUCGCAGAUGCGGCACGAGAUCAGCAUGCACUCGUGCCGCAAGCUCGUCGAGAACGUCACGUUCUUCAACAAUCUUCCGUUGUCGUUGCUCGGGAGGAUCGUCGGCUUGCUGAAGUCCGAGAUAUUCCUUACGAAUGACGUGAUCGUCAGAGCCAAUCAGCCUGGCGACUGCAUGUAUUUCAUCGCUACCGGGACUGUUGCCAUUUAUACAAGCUCUGGGAAAGAAGUAUGCCAUCUAGAGGAUGGCGCACACUUCGGAGAGGUCGCCCUUGUCAUGCCCAACGAGCUCAGGGUAGCCAGCGUCGUCGCUGUCGAGGUGUGCGAGCUGUAUCGGCUGAACAGAGCCGACUUCGCCAGGACCAUUCAUCCUUAUCCUAUGCUGUGGGAGAGGAUCAAGAAGAUCGCUAUCGAGAGGCACGAGAAGACGAUGAUUUUGAACGCACAAUAG
Molecule: messenger RNA, 1592 nt
Organism: Megalopta genalis
Lineage: Eukaryota; Metazoa; Arthropoda; Insecta; Hymenoptera; Halictidae
Product: potassium/sodium hyperpolarization-activated cyclic nucleotide-gated channel 1
Biological process (GO): sodium ion transmembrane transport; regulation of membrane depolarization; potassium ion transmembrane transport
Cellular component (GO): HCN channel complex
Molecular function (GO): voltage-gated potassium channel activity
Source: RefSeq, a predicted model, not a curated record